AUGGCAUUGACUGAUAACAUCCAAGUCGUCCUUCCUCCACCCAGCGAAGAGUUCUCCAAAUUCAAGCCCUUCCCUCCACUAUUCGACGCCAUCGUCGAUGAGAUCCUGUCUGAGGAGGCGAGCUUUGAUGCCCUCGGAGAUGAGGACUGGCCUAUGAACAAUGCCUGCCAGAGUGAGAAGUGUUCUACUUCAGUACCUGAGCACGUGGCCACUUCCGCCUCUGAGACGAAGAAGCAUGCCUUGAAGUCACCCUACUUCCUCACCUCCCCGGCCACCUCCAACAACGCAGAAAAGUCCCCGACAACACGGCCUCGAACACGGGCAGCAACUCGAAGAAGCAUCACAGUUGUUGAUAUGGCCAGCGAGGACGAAGAAGAAUCUGUACCGACGAUGGACAACCACCCGAAUGCGAACGGUGAUAAGGGUAGCGUGGUGGACGAGAACAGUACUGCUUCGAAGUCUGUUGAAGCCGAGAACGAAGCCGUUGAAGCUGAGAACGAAGCUGUUGAAACCGACAAUGAAGUGCCUGUAAAACCCCUCAAGAAUGACAAUGGAGAUAUUGAACCAGACGAUCUUGAAGAUGAAGCUGAGGAGGAUGUCAUCUUUGCAUCCGUGGGUCCAGUGAAGGGAGAGGAAAUCAUUCAAUAUGUCGUGACCCAUGAGUUCUUUGAGACACCAGUCCAGCCUGUGUCACGCUCUGCGAGAGUCCAGUUUACUACUGACCUGCGAGAGACGGCUAUCUCCGCAGGGAUGCCCGACGCAGCGAUCAGUGGUUUGCUCGAAUACGUGCGCCGGAUCUACUUGGAUACUGUUGGCGCUCCAGCUGGGAGUCCGGGUAAUCAGCACGAGACCACAUUCGGUGAAGAAAUCGACGACACGCUGAAAGAAGUUCCCUUGCUGAAAAAGACUCGCAAGAGGAGCCUAGACCAGACAGACGAAUCCAGCUCCAAAAAACGCAAGACUGGCAAGAGACGCUCUUCCAAAGAUUCAAGUGCCUCUGUCCAACCUGUAGUACAGGUCGAGGACAGCCAGGGUAUCAACGGCGCCGAUCCUCGAAUUCAUACUUCUUUGCAAGAGCUGCGCCAGGAAAGGAUUGGUUUCACAGAUGCUAUGGACGGCCCUGAUGAAAUACCAGAAUCGCCCACCCUCGCUGCAGAAUUCCCCACAAAGACUAAAGAACAGAUUCGCGCCGAUCAAGAAAUCAUCGAUCUCACCUGUGAGUCCGAUCAAGAACAAACCAAAUCAAAUGGGGACAAAUCCCAAGACAACGAGCCCCUACGGAGGAUGAGUGUUGCGCUUGAGGAGAGUUUGAUUAUGAGUCCACCAGUUAUUGCCGAUAACGGCAAUGCGCUUGAUGAGUCUUCGCUGGAUCUAAAUGAUCUAAAUCCUCUUGAUCAAAUGAAAAUUGAGCCGGAGACCGAGUCCGCACAAGGGGACAAGACGGAAAGACUACGGCAGGGCUCCGAAAAGAACAACACAAGGCUCUCCAUUGUUAAUCCUCAAACUAACCAGGACUCGGAAGCUCAGACGGAUUUGCAGUCUGGAGAUGUGCAUUCCGAGACAUCGAAACAAAAUAAAAGGAAAACGAUGAAGAACAAGCGCAAGAGAGAAAAGAAACGGAACAAUAAAAAAGACAAAACAUCAGAUCUGGGUAUCAAUCCGGAUGAACGAGUAGUCGCUCCUUCACGAGAGAUUACAUCGUCUCAAGCUCCAGUACCUUCGACACCGGCAUCGCAACCAGCAGUAUCCACUCCACAAAAGAUCGACUCGGUUCAAUUUCCUCUACCCUCAACACCGGCGUCAGACAGGCCAAGCAGCAGCAAGCCAGGAUCCCACUAUGGCCAAUUAUCGCCAGAUCCGAAACAGUGGGAGUUGGAUUUUUGA
Molecule: messenger RNA, 1884 nt
Organism: Penicillium pulvis
Lineage: Eukaryota; Fungi; Ascomycota; Eurotiomycetes; Eurotiales; Aspergillaceae
Exons: 1
Coding region: 1-1884 (627 amino acids)
Source: RefSeq, a predicted model, not a curated record